Messenger RNA from Rotaria sp. Silwood2, 1038 nucleotides. NCBI's taxonomy places the organism in Eukaryota, Metazoa, Rotifera, Eurotatoria, Philodinida, Philodinidae. The record is from the annotation of a GenBank genome assembly.
AUGCUUGAUCUAAAUAUUCUCAUUAAUACAUCAAAAUUACCGUCCAAUGUACUGACACUACGUAAUGAUGAUUUUCUUAAUUUUGUUCGACAAGAAGCCGGUGAAGAUGUUGCUGAUUUGCUUGAAGCACAAAGUAUUAACUGCACUAAAUCAUUACUUAUGACAUCAGAUGUUUUCUCUGUUAUGAAUAUCAAAAGUAAAAGUUUAGAUGCUCUUAAAAAGAAAAUUGGUUAUUUGCAAGAUGAUGAUACAUAUGUUGUCAAGCCAGGUGUAAGAGGCAAUGUGGAUUAUCUUAUUGAUUUGCUUCAACGUAAAUGUAUUGAAGAUGCAAAAUUAUCAAAGUCUUCAAAACACGUUCAAUCAUCAUCUGCAGCAUUAUCUUUAAAUAGAACAACAGAAGAACAAUCAACAACAACAACAAUAUCUAAUGUUUUAUUGAAUAAUUCAUCAGAUACCUCAACAAUUCCAAGAUUAUAUUUAUCAAAUGAUGAACAUAAUAAAUAUAUUAUUGAUGCAAUAAAUUCCUGGUGUGAAAAUAAUAAAUCAAUAUUUAAUUUAAAAGAUUUUACUUUAAUUGAAGGACAGCAUUUUUUUAUCUCUAUCUUGAAUCGACCAGAUGAUACAAUUGGUAAAAUAAAAUGCUGUUGUGGUAAAAUAAUAUCAUUAGCUCUCAGACGUGGAAAAUAUCAAAUUGCUAUCGUCACUUUCAAGGUUCAUGAAGUGCUAUCAGUACCACAUGAAAUAAAUAAUCAACAAUCAUCCUCAAUUUCAAAUGCAUCAUCAGAUCAGGCAUCAUCAUCUCCAUCAUUAACAUCAAUAUUAUCAUCAAGUUGUGCACCAUCGACUGCUGAACCAAUUACAAUACCAUCUAUAUUGACAAGUACUUUGUCAUCAUCUAUUACAAUAUCAUCACAUGAUUGUGAUUUACGUAAAGAACAACCAACAACAUUAUCCACAAUGAAGAAGCUGAAAAGAAAUAUUUACACUGAUGAAUCAUCAAUUGAUACAAGAAAAAAAGGAAAAAAAAUGAGAAGAUAA